Zymoseptoria tritici IPO323 is the source of this 1019-nucleotide messenger RNA. RefSeq lists its product as uncharacterized. The transcript has a single exon. Bases 99 to 1019 code for a protein of 306 amino acids. Lineage: Eukaryota; Fungi; Ascomycota; Dothideomycetes; Mycosphaerellales; Mycosphaerellaceae. The record is from RefSeq and is a predicted model, not a curated record.
UGACUGAAUAUUGCAAGCCUAUGCAACCGGAGUGUUCAACCUGUGCGAUGCAUGAGACCCAAUUCUCGACUUGAGCUUUCAUUCCAAGAUCAGCGAGCAUGGCGUCUUUAAUGCGCAUCGUGAACCGGCUACUACCAUUCGCUACACCGGGAACUCCGCUCUUGCAAGACUUGGUCCAUUUGGGAGUAAUAUGCGCGUUGUUGUACUUUGCGCCACAGAUCCAAGAACGCUUGCAAAAGCAGCUACCUGAACAGCGCCACGAAGGAGAGCAGCCGCAAGUGAUUCAAGAUGAUCCAAUACCGGAUGCGGGAGUGCAACCAGAAGCAGACGAUGUCGACGAUCAGCACGAUGCAGAUAAUAUCAUUGACAACGAGGAAGCUCCACGAGUUCCCAACGAAGGAGAGGCCGGUCCAGCGCAUGCCCCGAUGAUGCCACCUCAGCGCAAUGUUGGAGCUAAGAAAGCAAAGUCUCUGGCACGACGUGACCAAAAGCGCGCAUACAACGAAUUCAUGCGGACUCAGGGCGAAGCUCAGAGAGCGAAGGACGCCGAGGGAGCAGCUGAACGUGAAGCCGAGCAGGAGGCGGAGCGUGAAAGGCGCAAAGCAGCUGCAGCGACGGUGGAGGCAAAGAAAGCCAAGGAAAGGGAGCAAAGACGUGAGCAGGAGCGCAAGGCUCGCGAGGGUGAGAUUAGCCGGAGAGAUACGGUUCUUUCGAUCGCACGGAGGGAACUGGAAGAGAUGAGAAUGGUCAAUCUGUUCGAUGUCGCCAGUAGAGUUGGUGGCGAUGCGGAUGAAAUUUGGGUCGAAAGAAUCCUGAACGCGGGAGGUAUUCUCGGCUGGAGUAAUGACGGGUCCGCACUUACGACAGUCACGAGCACGGGCUGGGUGAUCCGAGUCAGCAGAGACGACAUGAUGCAAGUCUACGAUCGAGCUUCGAACCAGGGCGAUGCGACUGGUAGAAUCAAGCCACACCAGAUUGGCAGCCUUCUUGAGGCAGUUUUGAGAGAGCAAGCAGUUUGA